This is a messenger RNA of Neolamprologus brichardi, 333 nucleotides long. The record is from RefSeq and is a predicted model, not a curated record. Lineage: Eukaryota; Metazoa; Chordata; Actinopteri; Cichliformes; Cichlidae.
GUUCACCCUGACUGCCCAGAGCCUUUUCCAGAUCAAGCGUCAGCUGGACAAACUGGGGGAGCUGGUGGUGAAGGUGACCUAUGAGAGCGACCCAAUACCCCUGCAAAAGCCUCAGAUGGAAGAGAGAGUGAAAUAUCUCAUCUACCAUCUCAUCAAGAGCUCAUUUGUGGUGGAGAAGCAGCCAUGUAUGCCCACACAUCCACAGAAACCCCUCAUCAUUAAGACUGGAGUACAGUUCACCACCAAAGUCAGACUCCUGGUUAAACUUCCAGAAGUGGAUUAUCAGCUGAAAGUGAAAACAACAUUUGACAAGGACCUCCCCCCGGGCAGAGU